CCUCAUGCAGUCGAGCAGCCCUGCUUACGCUACACGUCAGUUUCUGUUUCGUUUUCAUACGUGGAAAUGACGAAACUCUGUGAAAUAUACGCUUUAAAAUGUCGCACAUAAAAACGCAGGUUAGUUUUUUGGCAGCUUAAUAGCACAAACUCGUCGAACACCCUCAGGACGUAUUAAAGCGAUUAUUACAGCCUUACAUUUCGAAAAGAUUACCUGGGGCACAAACAAAAACUUCUGCAGCCUUAUCAACAGUCAAGGCUACUGAAGUUCAUACAUGUUUAGCUCAGACAAAGACUGGAAGAUUUUACUGCAGUUUCAAGCUUUUCACCUGAAUUUUCCUUUCUAGUAGGUUCAAGGUAUCCUGAUUCCCCCCAAGAUUCAGCCUUGGAAUUGGAGCUGCAGAAAUGAGACCGGGCCAAAGGGGAGUCAGUCUGGGGCUGCUAAUGCUCGCCUCCCAGAUCUUUCAGGUGGGGAUCAACAAUAUCCCCCCUGUAACACUGGCUGUUUUAGGGCUUAACAUCUACCUUUUCCUGGUGCCCCAAAAGAAACUGCUGAACGUGUGCAUAAGUGUGCAGAAUGCCUACGUUCACAAAGACUGGCAGCGGCUCCUCUUGUCACCCUUUCACCAUGCUGAUGAUUGGCACCUUUAUUUCAACAUGGUGUCCAUGCUGUGGAAAGGGCUGCGUCUGGAGAAAAGACUAGGCAGCCUGUGGUUUGGCUAUGUUAUUGCUGUUUUCUCCCUGUUGACUGGUGUUGUCUACAUCCUUUUGGAAAUAGUCCUAGCUGAAUUAACUGAAGACCAGUCCUACAAAAUGCAGUGUGCUGUUGGUUUCUCAGGAGUUUUGUUUGCUUUGAAAGUGGUAAACAACCAUUACUUUCCUGGAGGUGUGACUAAUGUGAUGGGGUUUCCAGUUGCCAAUAAAUAUGCCUGUUGGGCUGAGCUUGUGCUCAUCCAUGUGCUGUCACCUGGGACUUCCUUUGUCGGACAUCUGGCAGGAAUUCUUGUUGGACUGAUGUACACCAAGGGGCCGCUGAAGACAAUAAUGAAAAUAUGUGCAGGAUUAUUUUCUCCUAAUGGAUAUAGUGGUGGUCAAAGAUACUACUACAACUCCUCAGGUUACAGUGGUUACCGAGGUCAGAAUCAAUCCAGGCCUUACGGAAACAACAAUUCUGCCCAGGCCUAUGGCCAUCCUUCAUGGUAUGACACAUAUACAGGAGGACUGAGCGAAGAGGAGCAGUAUGAAGCCGCUCUCAGAGCUAGCGUGCACCAAAGGGGUGGCUACCAAGAGGGAAGGCCUCCAUAUGGCUUUAAUAUCCCACCACAGUCAUCGACUGCAGAAGAGAUAAGACAUAGAAGACUGAACAGAUUUGCAAGGUGAAGAAGAGGACAUUUAAGUGUCUAUGAACAAUAAAUGGGUUGUGUGUGUUUUUGAUAUAAAUUACAAGCUGACAGAUGUUGAGUAAAAAGUGUGCUUGAGUAUUUCUUUCAGUUAUUACAACAUUGAACCAAAAAAAAAACACUUAUCUCUGCAGAUCUCUGUUGCCUGCCUGUACCAGCUAAUAGUUUGCAUUUUAUUAUGCGAGAGAGGGAUAUAUAGGAUAGUUGCAAUAAAUAGACGUAGCUGCGAUUUGGCCGGCACUAUGUUGGAGCUCAUGCCAGUCAACCAAGUAAUAAGACGUUUGUGGACAUAUGUGUAUAUUGUAUGUGUGUUCGUGACCUGUAAUAUACCAGUGAUGUACAGAUAACUGGAAUUUCAAAGAUACAAGUUCAAAGCCUGCCAUCAGUUUAAACCUGAGUGUUCAUGUUUUUUUACAGUAGUGACUGGAUGAGUGUGAAGAACAAAUCAGCAUGAAUAAUUCAAUUUUAUUUAGUAGCAAUGUUAAAAAAAACUAAAUUUUCUAAAAAAGCCAGGAGCCUCUCCUUUACUUUCAGGUCUUAGUGCAAGGUGAAGACAGCGCAUAUUCUAAAGUGGAAACAUAUAUCAUUAAGUUGUUCGCUCUACAUAGAUCAUGACAGAGUAAUUUUACAACAUUUAUGAAAAUAGCUUACAUUGGCAGAUUUCUAAACCUGUUAAUUGCUACUUAUAACUACAUUAUAAGUAGUUAUUUCUUUCUUUAAAAGAUGGGAGACUGUUUUGGGGUGUGAGGUCAUGCAGUUUACACUUUCUAAGUACAUACUAUAGGAAGAAUUGUUAACACAGAAGUAGCCAUUACAUUUCCAUCACCAAUCGAUAACCAUACAAUGAACUGGCAAGGUACCCAGAUAUAGACACUGUAUUAAUGUUUUCUUAUUGUGCCUUAUGGGUUAUAAGGGCUUUAUACAUGAAUUUGCAUCACCUUAAAAAGUAUUACUAGAAACUGUUUACACUGUCAAAAUUUGUUCAUAAACUGUUAAAUAGUAGUUAAUAAUGGGGUUUUCAAUCAACCAUUCUAGUUUGAUAUUCUUUGUAACU
Lepisosteus oculatus (spotted gar) is the source of this 2453-nucleotide messenger RNA. RefSeq names its product rhomboid domain containing 1 (gene rhbdd1). The record is from RefSeq and is a predicted model, not a curated record. Gene Ontology annotation, molecular function: serine-type endopeptidase activity. Gene Ontology annotation, cellular component: membrane. Lineage: Eukaryota; Metazoa; Chordata; Actinopteri; Semionotiformes; Lepisosteidae.